Entamoeba invadens IP1 is the source of this 1380-nucleotide messenger RNA. RefSeq lists its product as hypothetical. The record is from RefSeq and is a predicted model, not a curated record. Lineage: Eukaryota; Evosea; Mastigamoebida; Endamoebidae. The coding region runs from base 1 to 1380 and encodes 459 amino acids. The transcript has 2 exons.
AUGAAACUCUCCAAAAGCGAAAAGACCAAAAUAGAGAAGUGCUUUGAUGAAACCUUUUCACCUCUCAUCUCUAAACUCCCAAAACUCGAGGUCAAAUUUUAUAAAUACGAUCAACCCAUUACAGUGAUAGAUACAACCCCUCCUCCAAAUCACUAUCCAAUCUACUCGUCCGACACGUUCUCGUAUACUUCAUUCUCGACCUAUCCAUAUCGAAAUGAAAAGAAAAUGGGCGACCCGAUUUGCGACAAAGGCAAAGGUGCUAUAUUUAAAAACUUGGGCAUCUUUGUAUUAGGGGAUGGGUGUGGAAUAGGACCAUCUGUAUGUGAGGCGGCUACUGUAGCGGUUAACACGAUAUUUAGUUCAGUCAUUGAAAACAUUCUUAUGUGCAAAAAUGUGAGGGAUAUUGGAAAGGUGAUGGUCGAUUCUGUCGUAGCCGGUCAUGUUGCAAUCAUAGAGAGUGGAAACCUUUUUCAUAUUGGAACAAGCACUAUCUUGUUAGUCACCUAUUUCUAUAUCAAUACUCAAAUAUAUCUUUUGUCACUCUCAAUAGGUGACUGCCACGCUUUAAGAUACAACAUAACAACAAAGGAUGUGUCUCAUGUCGUCGGUAACUUACGAGAGAGUCUUGAAGAAGUACCCGAUUGUGGGGGGAGGAUUGGCCCGUUUGUCGAUAAAUUGUUCCCCGAUUUGCGAAACGGUGAUAUCCACAUUUGUGAAUGCAAUGAGGGCGAUUUCUUGGUUAUGGCAACUGAUGGAUAUCACGACAACUUCGAUCCAAUCAUCACCGGAAAAACACCAAAAGAAGUUUCUUUGCAAUACAAAACAUGGGAAGAAGCCGAAAAGGACGUGGAGUGUUCUUUGAAGAAGGCAAGAUUUGUUGAGGAGAUAGUUAUGGACUUUAUUACCAAUUCAGUGUCUCUCGCUGAUUUUUGUGAAAACACAAGUAGGUAUGUGGUCAACAUGACCACAAGAAUUCGAACGUUUAUGGAAGAACGACAAGGCGAAAAACACCCGAAAGACCCCCAUGAAUACCCAGGUAAGUGCGACCACACGACAGUGAUGAUCUUCAAAAUGGAAAGGCGUGGAGAUAUACCAGAAGUCAUCAAUUGCUAUGUCCCAUCAUAUUCCAUUACACUCUUUGGUGGGAACGAUAUGGAGCCGUAUAAUUUUAACCACGACCGAGGAAUCUUAAUCCACGCCCACAAGCCAAGGGAACGUCUGGUCCAAACUCCUCGACCAGACCGUUGUCGAAAAGACAUAACGGGUGAGAACACAAGAUCUUUUCUUAACUCUCCUGUGGACUUUGACAAGAAAAAAGGUGUUGCUUUGAAGUUUUGCUCUGAAGGAGAAAUUAAGGAGAGUGAUGAAGAGAAAAAUUGA